AUGUUGGCACUUGAGAUUCAGUCCUUUAUGGUCAUGAUCUACACCUGGAUGGGGGAUGAUCCAACGGGCCAAAAUCGGUUUGACUGCCAGGAAAAAUUGGAGAGCUUGGCCGAAUGCAUCAGCAGGGUGAUCCGACACCUGGGCUUGAGCAAUUUGACCGAGCACCUGGGCGACUUGUGGGUGAAUACCCGAAGGGCAUUAUGCUCUUUCAAAGGAGUCAAACUGGAAGCGUCUGGUGACAUAUCCAUAUCGGCGAUUGGGGCCAUUCCUCAUCGAACAAGGGGCUUCAGGGCCCUAAGGGAGCUGGACCAUUGCAUUCUCCAAAUUGAGCUGGAAGAAGCCUAUGAGACCGUGCAAGAGUUGAUUCUUGCUUGUGAUCCAGGGACUCAGUUGGAGACAUCCAUGCAGAUCAGCGGCGAGGAAAAAGUGGAGGCAGCUCGGCUGACCAGCGAAGUUGAAGAUGUUGGCAUCAGAGCAUUUGCAGUAUCCACAACUCCGCAGCAGAUCACAGAUGCAGUGUUAGAAGCCUGGCUGCUCAAGGUCACCACCCGAGACCUAAGCCCAUAUCAGACAUCCUGUGUGAGACGCUUAGUCGUGGAGAGUCAUGCAUUAGCAUUGAAUGACCUGCAGCGCAAGGUGGAUCAACCAUCGGACCCUCAGUUAGCAGCAAGAAAGCUUCCAGUUGCAGAGCGUCAAAGUCGCCAGACAGAGCAGGAGCAGCGACUGCAGGGCUUGAUCUUCAGCCCAGAAAUCAUCCCGAGCCAUGCCUUAGUGGAUACAUGUGUCAACAUGGUGGAGCAAGGAGUUCUUUCUUGGAUCAAACCCGAGGAUUGCACUUCCAGAGCACAGGAAAUCCAGUCACUCAAGAGGGACCCCAAAGUUUCUUUAGAUGCAGCCGGAAACUUGAAGAUUAGUUCCAAGACCAUGAACAGCACAUGCACCAUUAGCUCAGAGUUGGAUCUGCGUAAUGCCUUCCAACGCCGAUCCCUUGCCAUGGAUCAAGCGAAGUUGUGCUCAUUUACAGAGAUUGAACGUUGGAUUCAACAUUUGUUCCUGUCACACGAACGGGCUCAGCCAUCGGGAUUUGCAUCCGUGACCUUGCAACAGAUCAUCGAGUGUGACAAGCAAAUGUUCAUCCGUGCAUCCAAUGCCUUAAUAGGAUCCUUGCAAGCCGAGCCGGGGGUCGCAGUGACCCCCUUGGACAAAGAGCUCGCUACACUCCGCACUUCCCCAGAGCUCAUGCCAUACCUCAUGCCCAUGCCAAUGAAAUCGGUGCCCAAAACAGGCCCGUUGCCAGGGAUAAAAUUCUCCAGGGAGCACCACAGCCUCCGUCUCUGCGAUCAGCCGAUUACCCACUAG
Messenger RNA from Cladocopium goreaui, 1359 nucleotides. NCBI's taxonomy places the organism in Eukaryota, Dinophyceae, Suessiales, Symbiodiniaceae. The record is from the annotation of a GenBank genome assembly.